Molecule: messenger RNA, 948 nt
Organism: Patiria miniata (bat star)
Lineage: Eukaryota; Metazoa; Echinodermata; Asteroidea; Valvatida; Asterinidae
Exons: 1
Coding region: 1-948 (315 amino acids)
Source: RefSeq, a predicted model, not a curated record
AUGAUACCAUCAGAAGAGCAACAGAGGGUUAAACAGGAGGAACUUCGUCAUCGAGACAAACCUCAACCAUUGGUACAAGAGGAAGGAGCUAAAGAGUCGCCCAAGCAGAAAGGGACUACAUCACAUGAGGGACAGAAACUGACACAGCAAGGAUUUUGUUAUCGAGACAACCCCCAAUUAGGGGCUCAUGUGGGAGGGGCUGAAGAUCAGAGCCCACAAAAAGGGACUUCAUCAUCUGACGAGGAGAGACCAAGACAGGAAGAAGUUGAAAACCAAGACAUACUUAAACCUGAGUUGCAAGUAGGAGGGACAAAGGUACAACGUAAGCAGAGAGGGACUAUAUCACCUGAGGAACAGAGACCGGUACACGAAGAAGUUUAUGAGCAAAACAAUCAUCAGUUACAUGAACAAAGAGUUGUUGUUGAAGAACAGGGCAAGCACAAACGCGCAAGACUGUCCGUUGAGGAACACAGACUGAGUCAGGAGCUUCCACAGAAAAAGCAGAAACUGGGAGAAUUCGAGAACGCACAAGAGGGGAUGACGUCUAUAAAAGAACAUGGACCUAAGCAUGGGCAAUUACAGAGUCAUCAAGAUAAACCGCAAAAAGAGAAUCAAGUGGGAGGGGCUACACAAGAGAGUAAACGGAAAGGAACAUCAUGUAAGGAACAAAUACCGCGUCUGCACGAGGAAGUCGCUCAUCGAGACAGAACUGAACCAGAAGUUCAGGUAGGAGGGGCUGAAGAACAUAGCAAGGAGAAAAGGACUACAUCAUCCGAGGACCAGAGACCGAGACAGGAGGAAGUUGCUCAUCGAGACGAAUCCGAACCGGAGGUUCAAGUGGGAGGGGCUCAAGAACAUAGCAAGCUGAAAGGAAAGAAACCGAGAAGAGAAGUUCACGCUAGGAUUACUGAGAGCGAAAGCAGAUCAGGUAAAGAUUUAUCCAAUUAA